UAGAUUUGUGAUCAGUGCCGUUGGAGGUCUCCGUGAGCGUGGUUGACCAAUAAUGAUUAUCUUGUGGCUGGUUAUUGUCUUUAGUGUGCUGCUGCACUGGCUCUACAGGAUCAACAAGAACUAUUGUAUUCUAUCUUUCUUCUCCAGAAGAAUUCAAUCGAAAGAUGGUACACCUGUGGAGACCAUAGCUCCCAUACCCAAGGGUAAGACCAUUUUCGGCAACACUUUCGAUUUGUACGGCAGAGACCACGCCGGUGUUUUUGAACACUCCCGCGAACGAGCAAAGCAAAUGGGAACUAGCUAUAUUGAAUAUUUAAUGGGAACGGCCAUUUACAAUGUAAUCGAUGCGGAUACCGCGGAUAAUGUACUCAACCACCCUAAUCUAAUAACCAAGGGACUUGUCUACAAUUUCCUACAUCCAUUUUUGAGAACGGGUUUGCUGACAUCAACUGGUAAAAAAUGGCAUGCACGUCGCAAGAUGCUCACCCCGACAUUCCAUUUUAAUAUAUUGAAUCAGUUCCAGGAGAUCUUCAAAACGGAGAGUGUUAAGUUUCUUAAACAAUUCGAGGGUCAAGAUGAGGAAACUAUAACAUUACACGAUGUUAUACCAAGAUUCACACUAAACAGUAUUUGCGAGACUGCCAUGGGUGUUAAGCUGGAUGAGAUGGCCGAGAAGGGCGAUCGUUACCGGGAGAACUUCAGUCAGAUUGAAGAUUGUUUCAUUCGCCGUUUGAGCAACCCUCUUCUUUGGGGCGAUACACUGUUCAAAAUGUUUGCGGCCAAAGAUUAUGCUGCUGCCCUAGAUGUGGUGCAUGGGUUUUCCAGUGAGAUUAUAGCUAAGAGAAGGGUUUUGCUCAAGGAUGAGUUGGACAACAGACGGGCCACCCAGACAGCUGACGAUGAUGUAUUUGUCCCAAAGAAGCGAUUCGCCAUGCUGGACACCCUAAUUUGCGCUGAAAAGGAUGGCCUUAUCGAUCACAUUGGCAUUUGUGAGGAGGUGGACACUCUUAUGUUUGAAGGUUACGAUACCACCUCAAUUGGACUUAUCUUUGGUCUGAUGAACAUGUCUUUGCAUCUCGACAAGCAGGAAAUAUGCUACCAGGAGAUUCAAGACCACAUAGAUGAUGACUUGAGCAACUUGGACGUGAAUCAAUUGAAUAAGCUUAAAUACCUGGAGUACUUCAUGAAGGAAACCAUGCGCCUGUUUCCGUCGGUUCCCAUUAUGGCUCGUGAACCCGUUCAGGAUACAGAGCUGGCUAAUGGUCUGAUUAUUCCGAAGGGUUCUCAGAUUACCAUUCAUGUAUUUGAUAUUCAUCGGAAUGCCAAGUACUGGGAUUCGCCUGAAGAGUUCCGUCCGGAGAGAUUCCUACCGGAGAAUUCCCAGAACCGUCACACCUACGCCUAUAUUCCAUUUAGUGCUGGUCAAAGAAAUUGUAUUGGUCAAAAGUAUGCCAUGCAGGAGAUGAAAACACUUAUGGUCGUCCUUCUCAAGAAGUUCAAGAUUUUGCCAGCCAUCGAUCCCAAAAAGAUUAUUUUUCAUACGGGCAUAACUCUGCGCACCCAAAACAAAAUUAAAGUAAAGCUUUCAAGACGGAAAAAAAUGAUAAUCUUGUGGCUUGUCGGAGCUUUUAUUGUGCUCUUGCAUUGGCUUUACAGGUUCAAUCAGGAUUACUGCAUUCUUGGGUUCUUCGCCAGAAGAAUUCGAACUAAGGAUGGGAAGCCCGUAGAGAGCGUAGCCCCCAUGGUCAAGGGUAAAACCAUUUUUGCCAACAGCUUCGAUUUGUACGACAAAGAUCACGCUGGUGUUUUUCAGCACUCUCGUGACUGUGCAAAAAAAUUGGGUGAGAGCUAUUUAGAAUAUGCGAUGGGGACGGCGGUUUACAAUGUUAUCGAUGCGCAGAAUGCGGAACAUGUACUUAAUGAUCCGAAUCUAAUAAACAAGGCAAUAUUAUACGAUUUCCUACAUCCGUUUUUGAGAACGGGUUUGUUGACAUCCACAGGUAGAAAAUGGCAUGCGAGAAGGAAGAUGCUUACUCCAACGUUUCAUUUUAACAUACUGAAUCAGUUUCAGGAGGUAUUCAAAACGGAGAGUCUGAAAUUUCUUGAGCAAUUCAAGGGUCAAGAUGAAGCAAUAAUCUUAUUGAACGAUGUUAUACCAAGAUUUACUCUGAACAGUAUAUGCGAGACUGCCAUGGGUGUUAAGUUGGAUGAGAUGGCCGAGAAGGGAGAUCGUUACCGGGAAAGUUUCAGUCAGAUUGAAGAAUGUUUCAUUCGCCGUAUGAGUAACCCUCUGCUCUGGGUCGAUACACUGUUCAACAUGUUUGCGGCCAAGGAUUAUGCUGCUGCCCUCGAUGUGGUCCAUGGAUUUUCCAGCGAAAUUAUAGCAAAGAGAAGGGUUUUGCUAAAGGAUGAGCUGGACAACCAAGGAGCCACGCAGACCGCAGAUGAUGAGGUAUUCUCCACAAAGAAGCGCUUCGCCAUGCUGGACACCUUAAUUUAUGCUGAAAAGGAUGGCCUUAUCGAUCACAUUGGCAUUUGUGAGGAGGUGGAUACUCUAAUGUUCGAGGGCUACGAUACCACCUCAAUUGGCCUUAUAUAUGGUCUUAUGAACAUGUCCUUGUAUCCCGACAAGCAAGAAAUAUGCUUCCAGGAGAUCCAAGAGCACAUAGAUGAUGAGUUGAGCAACUUGGACAUCAAUCAGUUGAACAAACUGAAAUACCUGGAGUACUUUGUUAAGGAGACCAUGCGACUAUUUCCUUCCGUUCCCAGCAUGGGUCGGGAAACCAAUCAAGAAACGGAGCUGGCUAAUGGGUUGAUUAUGCCGAAGGGUUCCCAGAUUGUCGUUCAUGUUUUUGACAUUCAUCGCAAUGCCAAGUACUGGGACAACCCAGAAGAAUUCCGCCCGGAGAGAUUCCUACCGGAGAGUUCCCAAAACCGUCACACCUACGCGUAUAUUCCAUUCAGUGCUGGUCAAAGGAAUUGCAUUGGUCAAAAAUAUGCCAUGCAGGAGAUGAAAACUCUGAUGGUGGCUCUACUCAAACAGUUCCAGAUUCUCCCAGUUAUCGAUCCCAAGAGCCUAGUGUUUCAAUCGGGAAUCACGCUGCGAACUCAAAACAAAAUUCACGUGAAGCUUGUGAGAAGAAAGUGACUGGGCUAUAAUGGAAAGGAUUUAAUCCAGGAACUGUGUUGGCCAUAAAAUGCAUUUUACUAUGCUUUAAUACCCUA
Messenger RNA from Drosophila subpulchrella, 3225 nucleotides. RefSeq lists its product as uncharacterized. Gene Ontology annotation, molecular function: iron ion binding; monooxygenase activity; heme binding. The coding region runs from base 53 to 3148 and encodes 1031 amino acids. Lineage: Eukaryota; Metazoa; Arthropoda; Insecta; Diptera; Drosophilidae. The record is from RefSeq and is a predicted model, not a curated record. The transcript has 16 exons.